Plasmodium adleri (nom. inval.) is the source of this 1941-nucleotide messenger RNA. Its product is annotated as conserved Plasmodium protein, unknown function. Gene Ontology annotation, cellular component: axoneme; axonemal dynein complex. The coding region runs from base 1 to 1941 and encodes 646 amino acids. The record is from RefSeq and is a predicted model, not a curated record. Lineage: Eukaryota; Apicomplexa; Aconoidasida; Haemosporida; Plasmodiidae. The transcript has 15 exons. Gene Ontology annotation, biological process: regulation of cilium movement; cilium-dependent cell motility; axonemal dynein complex assembly.
AUGGAUAUUCUUCUGUGUACUUCCAAAGAAGGAAGGAUAGAAAAAAGAAGAAAUAAGAUUUUAAAUAAAUUAAAGGAAGAUAAUAAUGACACAGAUAAGAAAUUAAUCGAAAUAAAAAACAACAAUGAAGAAAAAGAUAAAGAAAAAGAAGACAACCAAUAUAAACUUGUAUACAAUUUUGAAUAUACAAAUAAUGAUUAUAAUGAAAAUUAUGCUAAUAUAAAAAAUGAUAUUAUUUCUAAAUUAAGUGAAAGAAAAAUUGAUUAUCUACAAGAAUUAUCUAGUAAACGAAACAAUGAAGAAAAGCACUUUUUACAAAAUAUAAAGAAAUACUCUACAGAUACAUUAAACAAAAACAAUAUUCUAAGUGUCGAUCAAUACAUAGAUAAUAAAAAUGAUUUUACUCAGGAUAUGUAUGUAUCAUCAUUUCAAUAUAACAUGAUGGAUGUUAAUAACUUAGCUCUUAAAGAAAAAGAAACAUAUAAAAAGAAAGUAGAUAAAUAUUUUUCCAUAUUAAAAUACAAAGACGAACAAAUUAAAAAGGUCUGUGAAAUUAAUGCCAAGAAUGUUACAACAUUCAUAUCAUUUAUGAGAAAUCAAAUGGAAGGAUAUAAAAUAUAUCUAGAAGAUAUACUUAACAAAACAAGAGACGAUCUGAAUCAAAAAAGGAAGAUAUUAUUAAAUAAUAAUAAAGAAAUCCUUGAUGACUUUUUGAGGAUGAGAAAUUUGAAUUCUAAUACCUUUGUGGAAGAUCUGGAAUCUGAAAAGAUUCUCAAUGAGAAAAUAAAAAAAGAGUAUGAGACAAAACAUUUGGAUUUGAAGCUCAAAAAUGAAUUAUUAGAAAAUAAUUUGAAUAAUAACAUAAGACAUUUGGAAAACAUAAAUGACAUUCUCAUGGAUAAAGAAAAAAAAUUAUAUAAUCGAAAAUUACUACAACAAAAAAAUAGUUAUAAUUUAAAAUUGAUCAAUUUUUAUAAAUUAGAAAUAAACAAAUUAAGAGAAUCAUUGUUGUCUGUUAAGACGUAUUAUUACAACUACAAGAUAAAAUCAAAAAAAAAUAUUAAUGAACUUAUCAAUCAGUAUGAAAGAAUUAAAUACCAGUUUAUCGAAUUACAAAAGAGACAAAAAAGUUAUGAACAAAAUUUCCAGAAAAAGUAUUCAAAGGCUUGGGAUCUUCAAAGAAAAGAAGCUAUGAUAUAUAUCGAAAAAUUAAUAAGUGCUAAUAAAAUUAUACAUCAACAAAUAUUCUUAAAAGAUUUCCAAGAAACUAAUUAUAAAUAUUUACUACAAGAAAAUAUCAAUCUAGUGACAUCACAUAAAGAUGAUGAUAAUGCAGUAAUAGAAAUGAGCGUCAAGAAAGUGACUCCUCAACAAAUAGAAAACGUGAAAAAAUUAUUAUUACAAGAAUGUUUGUUUCUCAUAGAAGACAAUAUAAAGGAUGAAGAAGAACAGAUAAGAAAAAUAUUAAAUUAUAUUGGAGUACACACAAAAGAAGAUCUAGAAUUAUUAACACAGUUAUUCUACAUAGAUGCUGAUGAAGAAAAUUAUCUCAUAAACAAAUUUAAUAAAGCCGAAGACGAUAAUAAUAUACCAUAUAAUUCUGAAUAUACAUUAGAUAUAAUCCUUAAAUAUUAUCAAGAGAAAGAAAAAGAAAAUACUUGUAGAAUUUCAAACGAUAAACAAAAAUAUAAAAACAGAUUAAAUAUAUCUUUAAAAAUAAUAAUGGAUAGAAAAAAACAAGAAAAAGAUUACUGGUAUAAAUUAUCUAAUAUCACACCUGAUGAUAUGAUCACCUUAUGGAAGACAUUUUCUAUAUAUGUUGAAAAAUAUUAUCAUAUAUUAAAAGAGCGAGCAAGUAUUAUUCAAAAUAUUUUUCAAGAGGAAACGUUGAUGAAACAAAAUAUAAAUAAAAUUAAUAGAAUGAAAAAGGAAUUAUCAUAA